CCGCCGCAGUGCCCUCGGCCGCCAUUCGGUUCCUGAAAGUUUCCGGCGCCCGCGCCUCUGGGACUCGGCGGCGGGGAGGGGGCGGCCCGCGGCUGCUCCGGGCGCUGGGCCCUUUUCGGCCGCGGUGCGGCGACUGCCGCGGGAGGGAGGGCGCACCGCGGCGCCGCCGCCACAAGUUGCGCUGCUCGCGGAGAGGUAACUGGAGAUAAAAAACAGACCUAAAAAUAAACUCUAGAAAGAAGAAAGUAUUUACCUACAUUUGGCUCUGAGUCUUGGCAGCCACUUGGCAGUCUGUAUGGUCGGAUGCUGACUGGUCCAAAGGUCCACACAUGUAGUCACCAUAAAGGAGGAAGUUGCAGGCCUUUCUCCUUGCUGAAACUGAAGAAGGUGGCCCCGCUGCGUUAAAACCUCAUUGCCGCGAGGUAAGGCUAAGAUGAGCAUCACCAGUGACGAGGUGAACUUCCUGGUGUAUCGCUAUCUGCAGGAGUCAGGUUUUUCCCACUCAGCGUUCACAUUCGGGAUCGAGAGCCACAUCAGCCAGUCAAACAUCAAUGGGACGCUUGUGCCCCCGGCUGCCCUCAUCUCCAUCCUGCAGAAGGGACUGCAGUAUGUGGAAGCAGAGAUCAGCAUCAACGAGGAUGGCACAGUGUUUGAUGGCCGCCCCAUAGAGUCCCUGUCCCUGAUUGACGCGGUGAUGCCUGACGUCGUGCAGAUGCGGCAGCAGGCCUUCCGGGAGAAGCUGGCUCAGCAGCAUGCUUUGGCAGUGGCAGCCACAACCACAGCCACAGCCACAGGGGCAGCCAUGGCAACCCCAGCAGCUGUUUCCCAGCAAAACCCACCAAAGAACAGAGAAGCCUUGGUGAACGGGGAAGAGAACGGAGCACAUGCAAUCAAUAAUCAUUUGAAACCAAUGGAAAUAGACGGAGACGUUGAGAUUCCACCCAGCAAAGCCACAGUCCUUCGGGGCCACGAGUCUGAGGUGUUCAUUUGUGCCUGGAACCCUGUCAGUGAUCUCCUGGCAUCCGGAUCUGGAGAUUCAACUGCAAGGAUAUGGAACCUUAAUGAAAACAGCAACGGGGGGUCCACACAGCUCGUGUUGAGGCACUGUAUACGAGAAGGAGGCCACGACGUCCCGAGUAACAAAGACGUGACCUCGCUGGACUGGAAUAGCCACGGGACACUGUUGGCCACAGGCUCAUAUGAUGGUUUUGCAAGAAUAUGGACGGAAGAUGGUAACCUGGCCAGCACCUUAGGUCAACAUAAAGGCCCCAUCUUCGCCUUGAAAUGGAACAAAAAGGGGAAUUACAUUCUGAGUGCAGGUGUGGACAAAACAACAAUAAUUUGGGACGCCCACACAGGAGAAGCCAAACAGCAGUUUCCAUUUCAUUCUGCCCCUGCUCUCGAUGUAGACUGGCAGAACAACACCACCUUUGCCUCCUGUAGCACAGACAUGUGUAUCCACGUCUGCAGACUCAGCUGUGACCGCCCGGUCAAAACCUUCCAAGGACACACGAAUGAAGUCAAUGCCAUCAAGUGGGAUCCUUCUGGAAUAUUGCUAGCAUCCUGCUCCGAUGACAUGACAUUAAAGAUCUGGAGUAUGAAGCAAGAUACAUGUGUCCAUGACCUUCAGGCUCACAGCAAAGAGAUAUACACCAUCAAGUGGAGUCCCACAGGGCCAGCCACUAGCAACCCCAAUUGCAACAUCAUGCUAGCGAGUGCUUCGUUUGACUCUACGGUUCGGCUGUGGGAUGUGGAGCGAGGUGUUUGCACCCACACGCUAACCAAGCACCAAGAACCUGUCUAUAGUGUAGCUUUUAGCCCUGACGGGAAAUACUUGGCCAGUGGCUCCUUUGACAAGUGCGUGCACAUCUGGAACACUCAGAGUGGGAAUCUCAUUCACAGCUACCGAGGCACUGGCGGCAUCUUCGAGGUGUGCUGGAGCGCCCGAGGGGACAAAGUGGGUGCCAGUGCAUCUGAUGGCUCUGUGUAUGUGUUGGAUCUGCGAAAGUAAACACAAAACGUUACAGAAGAAAGAAUUCUCAUGAACCAGCAGUGAAGGUGGGGGUCACAGCACACUUCAGACACAAUCCUAUCAGCUCCAAAAUUGUAUGAACCUGACUUGCAUUAGAGUGUACUUUGAAAGCAACUCAUCCCUGGCCACAGGAGUCUUUAUUUUUUUCAUGAUCUUCACCAAGAAGUUUAAAGCAGAAAGAUAUACCCAGUCAUGUCAAAGGGGAAAAGAAUGCUUUCCACCUGAACCUUCAGCCUGGGAAGCACAAGGCCGCCAGCUGGAUGGGGCAUGGUUUGGUUUCCAUCCUGAGCAGGCUCUGAUGUGCUGAUGGGGGGUGGGGGGGGAGAAAAGCUGUGCCAAAAAAGGGAAAAUGCUGUGAUAAACCAGAAGGGUGGGGGAGCUGUCCUCCAUGUGGUGGGUUGGUCGAUUCUUUCUGUACUAACAGUUUGGACACUACAGCUGCUCCUGUAAACGAUGUUCAAAGACCCGUUUGUACUGAUGAAAUGCUCAGCUUUGUGAGCCCAACACUUUUCUAUUUUCUGGAGUCUUUGUCUGGUGGUAUUUCUAUCGGAUGGAAUCCUGUCGUCUUGGGGCCUUCAGUGUGAAAUGGAAGCUGUGUUCGCUCUGUUGCUUCUUUCCUGUGGUUGCCUGCCCGCCCCCUCUGCCUUUUCCCUUCAUCUGCUGUGGUUUUGAUUUGCAGUUCGCCAUGGAGACCAUGAAGGAACCGUUGGUGGCCAGCUCUCUCCCCUCCCUCCCACCCACCAGCCCGCUCUUCCCUCUGUCUAUGUCACCCUUGCUCACUCUCUACCUUUGUCACAGUUGCUUCAGAUCUUAGGCCUCAAGGGUACUUUUGGUGCAGAAUAAGUGCAUUACAAGGAGGUGGGGCUGGGGCACUUUCUACAGGAGAAAAAUAUAUAUAUAAGAGAAAGAGCCCAAAGUAUUUUUGGAAAAAAAUGUAUUUUUAUGUUAAAACCAUUUUAAAAUCCUAAAAUGGCCAUCAGACAUAGAGAGCUUUGUGUGAUUCAUAUUUUAAAACAAUGUUAGGAAGACACAGGCAGGUUCUGAGGACUCUGCCUCCUUUAGCUUCACUAAAGGCACUUAGAACUCUGGGUGGAAAAGGUCCAUCCCGUGGGUCCCCCGCAGGAUUGUUCUGCAGCCAGAGUGAAACAUUCCUGCUCCUCUGGCUGCAAGAAGAGCAUUGCAUCUCUCAGUGUGUGUUCACCCAUGCAGGCGGCAGGAGAAACGAAUAACGGUGCCCUCUCACCAGGGGACGCAUUCCCGAAACCCAGUGGUAUCGGAGAGGCCAUUGAGCCGACCCCAUGGCCGGGUUGCCGAGAGCGACACCCCACUCACAGCAGCCACAGGGCCAGUGGCCUUCGGCCCCCCACAGUUUGGCUGGUCCUUGCCGAGCUGACGUGAAAGGCUCCAGGGUCGUGUUUGGUCUGACAAUGACAGAAAUGAACGGGGGAAGAUUUUCAGUCCUGAAGAUGAAUUUCAUAGGUAGAAUGUCACUAAUGAUUUCUGCUUUCUUCAUAAUUUCUCUUCCACCAAAGACUAGGAGAAAGAUGUUCUUUUUUUAAGUAAUGAAUCUUUUUACUGUUUUUAAAACAUCAAACCUGGCUUUGUGUUCAUAGAGGACUUUCCUCUCAUUGGGUCAGGUGACUUUGUACACUUGUAACUCGACACUGACCUAUUUUAUGAAUCGGUGGGGGAGAGGGCAGGAGAUGAGGCCUCUUCCCGCGUCCGCUUUCCCGCAGGCAUGGGAAGGGAGGGGAAGCUGGCCGGGCCUGGGGGGCUGCCGUGCACAGGCUUCUGCUCUGUGUGUUCCAGCAACAAGACAGGACCCUCUGGAGGCUGGCAUCCAUCCGUGGAGCCAAAAACUGACCGGCAGGGCAGGGCAAGGGCAUUGUGCUCAGCUUGGAGUGUGCCUGGGCCAGCUCCUAAAGUCACAGUAUGCUUGUCAUCAUGGGGCAUUAACUGGCCUUCACUUGCACAUGUGAGUUAUUCAAACCCUAGCGAGAGAAGACCGCAAGCGUUCUCUGUAUGAGUUGGGUAUUGUGUUCUGGGUCUGCUACCUAAAUGCCCACCGAGCUGAGGAGGUCGGAGUUCUAUGGCGCCACCAUCCCGUCUUUGAAGUGCACACACACCUCCAGCUGUAUUGCUCACUUCCUGCCCCAAGAGCACGUUAGGUCUGGCCUGCGGUCCGUGGGGGUGCAGAUGCACACCAUCCUCACCCCCUUCCUCCCCCAAGUAAAAAUGCAUCCAUCUCCACGGAGUGUCAGUGGUCGAGGGUCGGCUGGGCUCACGUGUCAGCUGGUGUUGACAGGCCCAACAGGGCUGUCACGUGACAGGGUGGGGACAGGCUAUCGGGUCUGCUAGAUGAUCUUCAUUCAGGGGGCAGUAGCUAGGCUCUCGCUCAGGUGGGAGCCUCGGCCUCUUGAAAAGUCUGAAAUGCUGGGAAUGGUUGGGUUGGCCCGGAUGCCACGGAGCCAUGCAGGAGUCUGGGGUGACAAGGGAGUGCUACCCACCUCCCUGGAUUCUUACGGCAGCUGCAGGAGAGCUCCCCUCAGGCCCCGAGUGGAACCGAACACCAGAGUGCUGACAGCGCCCCAAGAGUCCACCCCAUUCUCAGCAUCUGCCAAACCUCCAACGUCUGCUCACCAGCAGACACCCUGCUGCCAGAAAGCCUGCAGAGUCACUCUGAAGCAGGGCAGGCCAUGUCCUGACACUGUUGGUCAUCAUUUACAGCUGCUAAAACCUGUGUGAGUCUUUGUGACCAAAUGUAACCUCAAUUCCGGAAGUAGCACAAGGAUUCCUCCUGCACCUUCAGCUGGGUUCGGAGAGACCGAGAGCAGGGCCUGCACACCUGGGAAAGGCUGCUGGCCGUGGGGGCCAGGAAAGGCUGGCCAGAUGUGACAGGCUUGCAACCCUGUGACCCUCUGCCCCUACCCCAUGCCACCCAGACCUGUCUUUCUAAAACUAGAUCACAGAGCUGAGUGAACUGCACUUUGCGAAAUGUAAGGGUCUGCUUUGUUCCUUGUUAGUGUUCUCUUUUUUAACCUUCUAUUCCAACUUUUAUAAAAAUAAAUUGUAUUUCUUGUCAAAUGCAGAUAUGUUCCUCCUGCCAGUGAAGUUCUGAAUUCUGGCUUCUGCAGUUGAUAUUGUCUGUGUCAGAUGUACAGCCAGAUGUGGGUUCCUGUCAGCAUCUCCCAGACUCAGUUGCCCCCAUGACCUCCAUUCUGUUCUCCCCACACCCCGCGCACCCUCAUUCACGCUGAGAAAAAUUCAUCUCUGUGUUCUUGCUCAUUCGUUUCAAGAGAAUCAAGAUCAUACUCAGUGUCCUGAAUAAAUUGCUCUAUUUUGGUAUG
This is a messenger RNA of Manis pentadactyla (Chinese pangolin), 5379 nucleotides long. RefSeq names its product F-box-like/WD repeat-containing protein TBL1X. The coding region runs from base 434 to 2011 and encodes 525 amino acids. Gene Ontology annotation, molecular function: transcription corepressor activity; protein binding. Gene Ontology annotation, cellular component: histone deacetylase complex. The record is from RefSeq and is a predicted model, not a curated record. Gene Ontology annotation, biological process: regulation of transcription by RNA polymerase II. Lineage: Eukaryota; Metazoa; Chordata; Mammalia; Pholidota; Manidae. The transcript has 18 exons.